Molecule: messenger RNA, 585 nt
Organism: Aureobasidium namibiae CBS 147.97
Lineage: Eukaryota; Fungi; Ascomycota; Dothideomycetes; Dothideales; Saccotheciaceae
Exons: 3
Coding region: 1-585 (194 amino acids)
Source: RefSeq, a predicted model, not a curated record
AUGGGCUUAGCAGUGGCCAAGAAGAAGUCUAUUGACACAUCUUGGAGACAGACGGGCGAACGACCUUCCGCAGGAACUGAAGAGCUGGGGUCUGAGCCAAACGAGGCAAUGCAGAUGCACCUUCCAGCGUCCAACGGUCUCAUACUCUUCUACGAGUUACGAGCGGCGCACCCCGCUAGUCAAAUCCCAUACGAGACCUGGCGCAUGACGGUCGAUGGCGGAGGGCAGAACGGUACAGAAAAGGCGCAGCAAGGAACAACUCUUAAACAGGCAGGACAGGCAGAUCUAAUGCGGUUUGUGGAAGAAGUUCGUCGUUUUGGGGGUUGCAACGGGCGAAGGAAGGCCUGUGCCUCGGAGAUUUUGGACCGCUUUUGGGUCGCCAAUGACGUGCGGGGCUUCCUCACCAUCACCACAUUCACUUGUUUUUGUCAAUUCAAGCUCUUAUUUCCAUCCAUUGGUGACAUUCUACUUGCAUGGCCCUGCUCUCGACCAUCCUCUAUGGCGCAGACACCUCCGUGGAACGCAGAGGGACGUACAGUUGUACUCGAGUGUCCUUUUUUCGACACCCUCGUCCUACAAGAAUGA